AUGCCGCAGCCGAAGCCAUCGUCGCAGCUCUGGCAAGAUUUCGCCUUCAGCGACAUCAUCGGCGAGGGUCAGUACGGCAAGGUAUGGCGCUGCGUGGAUCGCGCCUCGGGUCAGCAAAUGGCGUGCAAGCAGAUCCGCACCGCGGGUCUGUCAGAGGCUGAGAUGGCGGAUCUUCAACGGGAGAUUUACUCCCUGUCCCUUCUGGGCAGCCACGAAAAUAUUCUGUCACUCGCACAUGUAUACGCCGACGACAAGACCGUUUAUCUUGUAACGGAGCUGUGCAACGGCGGGGAUCUCUUCGAUCUGGUCGACCGUUCAGGCGACGGCCUGGAUGAGGCGUCUGCGGCGAAAAUCUUCGUUCAGAUCGUCCGCGCCGUCCGAUGGUGCCACGCGCACCGCAUCGUUCACCGCGACAUUAAACCAGAGAAUAUCCUUCUCACCAAGUCAACGACCAGCGCCGCCGCUACUACCGGAUCUUCCUCUGCUUCUGUCGCGGAUAAUCUCUCCGUUCGUCUUGCGGAUUUCGGAUUGGCUUUCCAGCUGAAGCCGGGGUGCGCGAUGGUUGGGAUCGGUGGGAGUAUGCCGUACGAAGCACCAGAGAUGCUCGCAGAACAGCCGUACAACACCAAGGCUGACGUGUGGUCUCUAGGCGUGCUCCUUUACUCCAUGCUCACUUCCACGUGGCCCGCGUUUCCCGGAAACCGGCGUCAGCUGACCCCGAACGACUUCCGGAGUUCCGGAUGGGCGAAGUUGUCGAUUGCGGCGCGGGAUCUGAUCUGCCGAAUGAUGAUCGUCGAUCCUGCGCAGAGAUAUGACAUCGACGGUGUGAUGUCGCACCCGUGGCUCGCCCACGCGCGACGAGCUGUGUUCCCGCGACAGGCGUCGCAGGUAAUCCCGUCGCGGCCGUCGCAGCAGCAGGUGUCGCAACAGCAGUCGCAACAGCAGGAGGCUGUCGUAGCGCAACUCUCAAACAACACUGCUGCGACCACCACCUGCGACGAGCAGGCCCUCGAUGUUGCCGAGCCUCUGACCCAGCUUCGACAGCCGAACCUGUCUCCGAAGCAGCAGCGCCCUUCUGCAGGAAGAAUCACGUCGGCUGCGCGGAGCGCAACUGCUACCAGUAAGGCCAAGCGCGACGCGGCAGCUUCGCUUCUCGAGCUUGUCACCCUAACAUGGCUCCUUCCUGAUCGACUCGCCGAGUCAGAGCUCGCACCAGAAGCUCUUUCGACAUUGAUUGGAGUGAUUUCCGUUGUAAACGACCACAUUAUCGAGACAGCUCCCACUGAAGCCUCUUCUCAAGACACCACUCGCUCCCAUAGGCCUGCCAGUCAACCCUCUUCCUUGCCCUUGCCCUUUACCCCUCCCCCUGUCAUCGGCCACCCUGCCUCCUUCCCCCACCCCCCUUCCCCCAAUCAAAAUUCCCCCCCGCAUGCUUCCCCCCAUCCUUUCCCCGCCACUGGUUUCCCCCCUUCCCCGUACCCAUAUCCCCCUCCCCACACCCCCCCCCCUGGCGGCCAAAUCCCAGGGGAAUGGGGGCGGGAAAGGGGGGGAGGAUGGGGGGGAGGAGCGGGGGGAAUAAUCGGAGGAAGAGAGGGUGACAGGGGUGGGGCGGGGGAGGCGGGAGGAAGAGGUGAGGGGGGAGAGGGGGAGGGGGAAGAGAAGGAAGGGGGAAGUUCGGGAGUGGUGCCGUGGGCGCUGGUGCUGGCGGUGGUGAAAGAGGGGGAGGUGCUGGGAGAGAUGGCGGCAGAACAGUGGCUUGGGGAGGAGGGCAAGUGGAGCAUCGUUGCUGGCAUCGAAGCCGCCAAGGCCGCAAUCCGCCUGCUUCUGUUGCACCGUGACAAGUGGCGACUUCUUAUUGGAGGAGGCAGCUCGGAGAAUCCCGGCCCCAGCAAACCCUCCCCUACCCCAUCAACUUCAUCCUCGUUACAAGCCCAGCAGCCGUCCCUCUAUCAGCAGCAGCUGCAUAACACAGCCGGUCCAAUGGGUUACAGCAGUGGUAACGGUGGUAACCGGGGCAGGAAUGGGCAGCAGGCAGCCACGACCAGGGCUUUGGGUGCAUUUCAACGGUUCCAAAGGCAAGUGGGGGGGCAGCAGCUGCAGCAGCAGCACUCCCGUCAUUACCACCGCCAGCACCAGCACCACCAGCAGAACCAGUACCAACAGCAGCAGCAGCAGCAGCAGCAGCAGCAGUACCCGCAGCAGCAGCAGCAGCAGCAGCAGCAGCAGCAGCAGCAGCAGCAGCAGCAGCAGCAGCAGCAGCAGCAGCAGCAGCAGCAGCAGCAGCAGCAGCACUACCAGCAGCAACAGUGGUAUUAUGAGCAGCAACAACGUAACCUGCAGCAGCAGCAGCAGCAGCAGCAGCAGCAGUAUUGGGCACAGCAAAACGGUGGUGCUGGUGGUGUGAGGAAUGCUGCUGCCGCAUCUGCUGCUGCUGCAAGCGCUGCAGCAGCGGGUGCAGAACACCCAGGCGGGGUGCAGGCAGCUGACUCCAAUGGGAUUGUUGAGAAGGCUCCAGCUGUCGCCACGUCAGCUGCACGCGUGGAACAUGGGCCUGCCACGUCAGCUGCGUGCGUGGAAGAUGCGGACACCACGGCAGCUGGCGAACAAAGUCCAGCAUUGGCCAAGUCAAAGCAAGUAGAUUGGAUUCGAUGCAUGCACGUCUCAGCAGAGCUCAUUCACAUCUUCCGCCCGUUCCUCUACGUGCUCGCCAUCCGAGCCGCUGCCAGAGCUGCUCGGUCCAGAGCAGGCAGAGCUUCCAUCUCCUCUUCUCAUGCUGCUGCUGCUGCUGCUGCUGCUGCUGAUCGCUCUGCCCCUCCCUGCUAA
Molecule: messenger RNA, 2823 nt
Organism: Closterium sp. Naga37s-1
Lineage: Eukaryota; Viridiplantae; Streptophyta; Zygnematophyceae; Desmidiales; Closteriaceae
Source: the annotation of a GenBank genome assembly